Messenger RNA from Morone saxatilis (striped sea-bass), 2298 nucleotides. Its product is annotated as protein 60A-like. Gene Ontology annotation, cellular component: extracellular region. Gene Ontology annotation, molecular function: cytokine activity; growth factor activity. Gene Ontology annotation, biological process: BMP signaling pathway; SMAD protein signal transduction. Lineage: Eukaryota; Metazoa; Chordata; Actinopteri; Moronidae. The transcript is spliced from 5 exons. The record is from RefSeq and is a predicted model, not a curated record. The coding region runs from base 177 to 830 and encodes 217 amino acids.
ACAGGAAGAUAAAAACCCAAGUUCCCAGGCACUGGCAAACAAUACGUAGGGCAGCAUCACUGUCUGGUCACUCCUAUAUCUCCGUUCAACCAGACGCACAGAACCAACCUUCUUCUGCCACAAGUCUGACUCAAGAAAGCAGUUGAUCUUUAGAUAGACCAUCUUCUUCAUGCACCAUGUCUUUUACGUUCAUUAUCACGACAAUGAUUCUGGGCUCCUCAGUGACAGCUGCAUUUGUUUUGCAGCCAUCCAAGCAAGAACCUGCUGCCUCUGCAAAUUCUCCUCUUUCCCCUUACAGGUUCCAGGGUGAGUCAUUGCAGUCCUUCAGGAAGGGUCUCCUCAGGGAUCUCAACUUGCAGGAUGAGCCACAGCUGCCUGCUGGUGGGCUGGAUGGUGUCAGAGAGCAAUGGAGGAGCACUUUCAGCAACACUGCUCACAGAGACAAGGACUCUGCAGUUCCAGUGGUCUCUGGCUACUCUGUGUCACCUGAUGAUAGAAACAGUACGAGCCUGAAGUGCUGUUCCAUGGCCUCUGAGAUCUUCCUGAAAGAUCUGGGAUGGGACAACUGGGUGAUCCAUCCUGCCAGCCUUACCAUCGUUCAGUGUGCACUCUGCAACACUGAAGGGAACAUUGCACAAUUUCCAUCAGCCCACAACAACGUCCAGGAUGCCGACUCACAGGCCCAGUUGCCAUGUUGUCAGCCCACCUCCCAGAAAAUGGUACCUAUCGUCUACCUGGAUGAAUUCAGCACUCUCGUCCUUUCCUCUGUGCAGCUAACCCACAGCUGCGGCUGUGAACAUGGCAACCUCCAGCAACCCAGCAAAGAGUAAUGUUUGUUUUAUAGUCCUGAGUGGGUGACAUCUGUGACCUACCUGGCGCACACACAAAACAGAAAAUACAUCAUAUACAGGUCUGUCGUCUCUCACAAAGACUUUUCUAGAGUAUUUCUCUUUAGUUUAAGUUGUUAUCUUACAUCCUUAACACUGACACAAUGUGUAUUGAACACUGAGCAUGGGAACCAAAGCAAAGUCUGUCUCUUGUUUUUCUAUUCAAACCAGAAAGAAUAAUACAAGUGCCAGACAAACAGUAAAACGGCUCAAUUAUUACUUUAGUAACUGACGAGAUGAUUGAGCUUAAUCACGUUAUUGAUCUCAAGUUACCAUGUACAUAUCUGUGCUAUUGUGUUUUAUAUACAGUUACCAACAAUUAAGCUUAAAAUAUGCAAUAAAAAUAAAUUUCUGUAGGCAUUUGUCUCGCACUAAGAGCUAGAAAGUGCAGCUGACCCUCGUGUGAUACAUGCUGCCAGUUUAUCUUUCAAUAAAUCUCCGAGCGCUAUUUAAAGCUACUAACAGUUACUGAGUGUUCCCUCCAAAAAUGUGAGACUUGUCCAGUGCCAAAUCCUCUUACAGACUAGUUGUCUCUUUUUUGAUGUGUGAAUCAACUCUUAUGGGUAAAAAGUCAAUUUAAUUCCUUAUAAGCAAACUGAGGUCAAAUAAAAUAGAUAAUUGUUUAGUUGUAAUUGUAAAUUAAGUAUACGCUCACAUGUUUUGCAGGGAGAGUAAUAAGUUAAUAUUGUGUUCACCAGCUAAACUCCCUGCAAAUUAAACUUAGUAUCAGUUUCUUCUAGGUAUGAACAAAUCUUGUUGAACAUCUGUGCUGUGCUUUUCCACCAACAUCUAUUGGCCAUGCUCCAUGUUCAUGUUUCAAGAUAAUGAGCACAAUGCUUUGUUACUCCGGCCAGUAAAAAAAUUUUAAUCUAAAAAAAGAUGAAAGCAUAGUAGAUAAAAUAUAAAAAAUGAAAUCUGAAGUCUGAAAAUGAGUUUAAAGUGUGAUUUAACACAAAAAGGGUCAGUUGAUUUAUUUUUGUCUGUUUCAUUAUAUUCUGUUAAUGAAUCCCAAACAUUUUGUUUGAUUUGCAUUAUGUGAGCUUUUUAAUGCAUUUUUAAACAGCAGAGUUCUUGGUUGUUGGUUUUUUGUUGUCUCUUUGACCAUUUCUCAUGACUGGUUAUAGUUCUCAGUUGGGAUUUUCUAUUUCCUUAACAUAUAUUUUGUUUGUUUUAUGUUAUAUGCUCCAACACAAAAUUACCUCACUGUUUACUUUUUCAAAUAUUUUAUAGUAUAGUAUAAGUGGACUACUACUUAUGAGACUGAUAUAUCAUCUCAACUUAAUUAAUACAUUAAGUGAAUCAAAUGCAAAUUGUUUUAUUGCGCUAAAGACCCUGAUAUAACAUCUUAAUCAUUUUACUCAUUUACUGAUUUGUUGCUCACAAUUAUUUUAAUAAAAAAUAUUGAAACCAA